Messenger RNA from Rhea pennata, 1165 nucleotides. RefSeq names its product renalase, FAD dependent amine oxidase (gene RNLS). Lineage: Eukaryota; Metazoa; Chordata; Aves; Rheiformes; Rheidae. Bases 10 to 1035 code for a protein of 341 amino acids. Gene Ontology annotation, cellular component: extracellular region. The record is from RefSeq and is a predicted model, not a curated record. Gene Ontology annotation, molecular function: oxidoreductase activity, acting on NAD(P)H. The transcript has 7 exons.
GGUCGGGCCAUGGCGCGGGUGCUGGUGGUGGGCGCGGGGCUGACGGGCAGUGCCUGCGCGGCGCUGCUGCGGGCUGCGGCGCCGGGCCGCCUCGAGGUGUGGGACAAGGCCCGCGGCGCAGGGGGCCGCAUGAGCACGAGCCGCAGCGCGCCGGACGCCGCCUGCACUGCCGACCUGGGCGCGCAGUACCUCACACUGGAGACGGGGCGCGCGGGCCCGCGCCGCAGCUUCUAUGAGGAACUUUUGUCUCAUGGCAUCUUGGAACCACUGACUGCACCCAUUAAAGGAAUGGUAGUGAAAGAAGGCUCUCGCAAUUACAUGGCACCCCAGGGCAUCUCCUCAGUUGUCAAGUAUUACUUAAAACAGUCAGCAGGUGCGGAUGUCUUCUAUGAACAUCAUGUAACUCAAAUCUCUCUUCGAGACGGGAAAUGGGAAGUCUCCAGGAAAAUGGGAUCUCCGGAACAGUUUGAUAUUGUUAUUCUCACAAUGCCUGUUCCGCAAAUUCUUCAGCUACAAGGUGACAUUGUAAACAUAAUUAAUGAAAGUCAAAAGCAGCAGCUGGAAUCUGUGAGCUAUUCCUCUCGCUAUGCUCUGGGACUUUUUUAUGAAGCUGGUACACGGAUUGAUGUCCCCUGGGCUGCGCAGUACAUCACCGAUAAUCCCUGCAUACGCUUCAUCUCCAUCGAUAAUAAGAAACGCAAUAUAGAGUCUCCUGAAAUUGGACCAUCAGUUGUAGUUCACACAAGUGUGACAUUUGGACAUGAUCACCUGGAAUCAGAGCCUGACGAGGUACAGCAGUUAAUUCUCAAUCACCUGGAAAGCAUUGUGCCAUCUCUGCCUAAACCAACCAGCAUCAAAUGUCAGAAAUGGAGAUACUCUCAGGUUACAAAGGCUGUACCCAAUUGUCCAGGACAGAUGAUUCUUCAUACUCAACCUCUCCUAAUUUGUGGGGGUGAUGGAUUUACUCAUUCCAAUUUUGAUGGCUGUAUAGAUUCUGCUGUGAGCCUUGUGGAGGCUAUAAAGUCUCAUUUAUAGCAAUUUAAAGUCAUCUGCUAUACAUAGUCUAGAUUUAUGAUGAAUUUUACUAUGUUAGAUUGCAUUCUAGUUCAGUGUUAACAUCACUGGCAUCUAUUUUGCAAAAAUAAAUAAAGGAAGAUCUGUUUAA